Molecule: messenger RNA, 798 nt
Organism: Eurytemora carolleeae
Lineage: Eukaryota; Metazoa; Arthropoda; Copepoda; Calanoida; Temoridae
Exons: 3
Coding region: 55-777 (240 amino acids)
Source: RefSeq, a predicted model, not a curated record
CGAAUCACAGUUACACAAUAUACCAAGUGAUUAAGCAUAAAUUAAUAAAUUUCAAUGACCGUCGUUUCUGUGAAAGCUUUCCACAUUCGGUUAACAGGUAAAUACCUAGUAAGGAUGUACACAGUUCAAGAGAAAGGGAAAAGCAUUGAUGGACGAGGAGUAAAGGGACGAAAAAGAGAACGGACUGAGGAUGAAGAUGUUGAACCCAGUGUUAGUUCAGGAAGAAUUAAGCUUGGAGAUCUCCGUCAGGAUGGAUAUGAGCAUCAAGUCAAUGCUGGAGAACCUGUUCAGGGUCCGUCAUCUAAAUAUGAAGAUACAAACUCAGCACGGAUAAUGGAAACCACAGCAACCCUUGUUGAAAUGUUUCCUGGCAUUGAUCCGCAAUACCUUUACCUUAGAUUGAUCAGAGCUCAGAGAGAUGACGCGGAAAACGUAGAAAACCUGAUUCUUGAAUUGUGUGACAAUCCUGAACCUCCUCCAGACUGGAUACAACUGUAUAAUGCAGUGUCUCCACAGAAGAACAAUGUUGAAGAUUGUUUAGAUAAGGCUAGGGCUGCCGAUCCUAGGGAUAAACAGUCACCUAGUAGCAGUCCAGGUCCCUUAACUGAACCUGGAGUUAGUUUGCGGACAGGAGUAGCACAAGAAGAGGAGCUCAGCGUUAAUUUAGACGCAGAGCAACUAGAGAUUCCAAUGGUUGAAAAGUUCACCAAGGAGAAGGUUUCAGAGCUAGAGAAUCUUUUUCCUCUCAUAAAGUUAAGUGGGUUCAGGAGCAAAUAGCUCAAGUAUUGGUCCAACCUU